Messenger RNA from Portunus trituberculatus (swimming crab), 1883 nucleotides. RefSeq lists its product as uncharacterized. The record is from RefSeq and is a predicted model, not a curated record. The transcript has 3 exons. The coding region runs from base 524 to 1783 and encodes 419 amino acids. NCBI's taxonomy places the organism in Eukaryota, Metazoa, Arthropoda, Malacostraca, Decapoda, Portunidae.
AGAGAGAGAGAGACCGGGUGGAGAAGGGAAUAGGGAAAAAUGGUUCAAUAAAUUUAGAAUAAAAGAACCACAUACCUGUACCUAAGCUGGGACUCAAUGGCGCAAUGGAGGUUGAGGUGUACGACAGUGUUCUCCCUGCAGCUUCUAGAAAGAAUCUAGCAGGAACGCAGCCGUGUUCUAAAAACCUGACCCGAAAAUAUAACAAUCAUGCCGUUAUUGCAACUAAAAAAAGACCGUCAUUAUUUUGAAAUCACUCCUAUUAAGUAGUGAACAUAUGCUUAUUCUAUAUGUCUACCCGUUCUCGUCAAUAAAGCAGUGGCCGUGGUCGUUUUAAAUAUGAAAAGAUUUAGAAGAAUAUAAAUAAAAAAGUGUAAGUCUCUCGCAUCACACAUUGCAUCUAGUAAGUAAUACCGGAAAACAUUGCUCUAUCAGGCAACUCAAUUGCAGUUGCAGAGCAGGCGCCACCAGGACAACACCAGCACCAGCCUUCAGGAUAGCAGACGAACUCAAGGUUGAUACCACCAUGUCGUCUUCACCGUCAGUGACACAGGAUAGUUUGGUGACGGAAGACCAGGUGCGGGCAGCGCUCACGUCAGACAAAGGCGCCGCCGCACAACUCACCGCCUGGAGAGUCGUGGACUUCACUAAGAAGGGCGACAAUUAUGCCUCUCUAGUGACCAGCGUCGAGGUUGAGUAUGAGCUCAACAGCAAAAGCUACGAGGUGAUCUAUAUAGUAAAGAUUAACACGGGAAAAGUCUUUGGAGGUGACAAAUUUUUUGACAUAUUCUUCCAAAAGGAAUGCAAUUUCUUCCUCGACAUCGCACCUGAUAUAAACUCUGUAUUAAAGGAGAUUGGUCACACAGAAAUCAACGUUCCCAAAUGUUUCUAUAUAAGUCUGGAAAAACGUAAAGAAGUUAUAUUCCUUGAGGACCUACGAGCCAGAGGUUACAAAAUGGCUGACCGUAAGCAAGGGUUGGACAAGGCUCACACUACCCUUGUGCUGAGGGAGCUGGCCAGACUCCAUGCCGCCUCCCUGUUGCUGCAGAAUAAGACUAAUAACGGAGACCUCGGAGAAAAGUACCCUUAUUUGAAAAUGCAUUGGUCCUAUUUUGUCACAAACUAUGAUUCAAUAUUGAAUAUGUUGAAAGAAAGUGCAUAUCUUUCCCAAACUAUCACCAAAAAGGUGGAUGGGUAUGAGAGAGUAACUGCCUGGAUAGACACAAUCAUCCCUAACAUGAGGGACAUCUUCUCCGAGGAGACGGAACACGUGAUGCCUAAAGUAGUGUGUCACGGAGACUGCUGGAACAACAACCUUCUCUUCAGGUACAGCGAGACCGGCCACCCCGAGGAGGCGAUGCUCCUCGACUUGCAACUGACAAGCUUCGAUGUUCCUGCUACCGAUCUCAACUACCUCCUGUAUACCAGCAUGACGGGGGAUGUCAGGAAGCCCAACAUUGAAGCCUUCCUUGGCUCCUAUUACACCACUUUCAAGGACAUCAUGGAGGCUGGCGGCAAGACAGUACCAUUCACGCAGGCACAGCUCUUCAAGGACUUCAGGAACGAGAACCUCAUUGGUUUAAUAUUCGCCAUGAUGUUUGUACCACUCGUGCUUUUUGAGACUGAAGGUGAAGUAGACACUUCGAAAGAGAAUGAGGAAGAUAUUUCAGAAGUGUUUCGUGAGACAAGAGAAAAGUCGUUAGAAAUGAUAGACACAAAUCCACUUGUAAAGCCAAGAUUUUUGUCUGUUUUCGACGAAAUGAUCGAACUAGGGAUUAUUCCAUAAGAGAGAGAGAGAGAGAGAGAGAGAGAGAGAGAGAGAGAGAGAGAGAGAGAGAGACACAGAGAGAGAGAGAGAGAGAGAGAGAGAGAGAGAGAGAGAGAGA